Molecule: messenger RNA, 1052 nt
Organism: Caenorhabditis auriculariae
Lineage: Eukaryota; Metazoa; Nematoda; Chromadorea; Rhabditida; Rhabditidae
Source: the annotation of a GenBank genome assembly
AUGGCUGCGACCAAAGGACCAACAGGAAACAAGGCCGGCGAACCCGCUUUUCAGCUCAAGGUUUUUUUCUUGUUUGAAAGUUAUAGCGACUAGAAUGAUUCCUCAUCCACCUUAGACACCAAUAAAAAAUUUUCAGGUUGAGCCGUUUGACAAGUUUGUGUUCAAGUACAAGCUGAACGAGGAUGCGAACAUCGACGUGAAGAUAACCAACACGCUCAAGGAGCGCCAAUGCUAUAAAGUCAUAUUUUCGUGUUGCUAAACAGCUUGGUUUCAAACUGUUUUCAGGUGAAAUGCACCGACAAUGAGAUAUUCCGAGUGCGACCACCUCUCGCUUUCCUCAAGGUCUAGGCUUUAUUGACUUCUCUUGAGACGUCAAGCUUUCGGACAAACUCUUGUUUAGAUCGAAAGUGAGAGAAAAAUUUUUUUCUCAGGACUUAGAUGUAGAUCUUAUAUAGCUAUGCAGCUAAAACAGGGUUUGAGACUCAAAUUUAAAUAAAAAUUCUAGGUUUUUCAAAUCAAAUAUGCAAGCUGAGCAAUAAGUUUCGAAAUAUGUGACAAGCAGAAAAAAGACGAGUUUACGGUACCCUUGGAUCCUUGCAGCCAGGUGAAUCGACAGUCGUGAGAGUCACGGCCAGGCUGAAAAGCCAGCCCGAGUCGAGCAAGCAUUUUUUCGCCAUUUACCACACCAAGUGCAGCGAUAUGAACAAGACGCCGCGACAGGUAACAUGAGCAACACCGUAUCGUGACAUCGAUUCAUACAGGCCUGGACGGCCGAAACGAAGCCGGACGGUGUUAUGAGGGCACCUGUCCUCUUUGAAGACGCUGGUGCUGUUGGAGAAGAAAAGAAAGAUGAGAAGAAAGACGAGAAGAAAGACGAGAAGAAGGAGGAGAAGAAGGAAGAGAAAAAGGAGGAGAAGAAAGACGAGGAGAAAAAAGAUGAAGUGAAGAAGGAAGAGAAGAAAGAAGAGGAGAAGAAUGAUGAAGUCAAGAAGGUCUCUCUUUUUUGGAAGUUCUUUAUUAUGACCAAGUUUCAGGAAGAAAAAAAGGAAUGA